This is a messenger RNA of Girardinichthys multiradiatus, 4919 nucleotides long. RefSeq names its product calcium-independent phospholipase A2-gamma-like. Gene Ontology annotation, cellular component: membrane. The coding region runs from base 401 to 2890 and encodes 829 amino acids. Lineage: Eukaryota; Metazoa; Chordata; Actinopteri; Cyprinodontiformes; Goodeidae. Gene Ontology annotation, biological process: arachidonate metabolic process. The transcript has 10 exons. The record is from RefSeq and is a predicted model, not a curated record.
AACAAUACCUUCGUUAUACCAGAGUUGUUAGUAAAGAGUUAACCGAGCUCACUUCCCCCUCUCCGUCAAGUCACCAGUCAGAAGGGAGAAUUUCCUCUGCCAAUCAGCGCCUUCCCUUUAUGGGCCAAGUUUUAGACAGCCAAUAGGGAAGCAGAUGGAGUACCACGUGAGUGUUGUUUUUCUUUCGACCGUCAUCCUGUCCCUCUGGAAAUUGUCCGGUCAAAUAACGUCUCAUGUAGUCGGAUGGGGGUUCAAGUUAAAUGUUAAAGCUGAAAAAAGGAAAAAUAAUUAUGGCAUGUUUUACCUCAUUGAGACGACAGCAUAAGAAGACAGGUCAAUGACAGAACGUGUAGAGAUAAUAUUUCAUCGGAGGGUGUCCAUCUUCUUCCUCUGACACAAUAUGAACCAUAGAUGGGCUCCAAAUAUCUGGGUGAAAAUAGACAGAGCAUCUUUAAUGUGUCAGAGUCAUUCUCGCAGGUCAGCGGCUUUACUGCUCUUGUUUGGUACCUCUAACUGUAAGAUCCAUGUGCAACAACCUGUUGGCUACCUCAGCUUCAGGCACUUCCAUCAUCUGAAGAUUAAAGGCAGAAAGGGAUGGAUAUUUAAAGCCAGCCAGGUUAGGCAGCUACUUGGACUUCACACCAGCUCCGUGUGUUUGAAUACUUCAGCUUCCAGGUGGUCUGCGGGUCUGAGCCAGCACAUGUCGCGGGUCAGGAAUACCUUGGACACAGUUUCGAAAGCUGUGAGUGGGACACAUACAGAACUUCUGUCCAAAAUCUCUCGCCUCAAACCAAAGGCUGUAAAGGCACAGAAACAGUCCGAGACCAGUGUUGAAUCUACAUUGAAAGCUGAGGAAAAGGCAAUCACCUCCACUCUUGCUCCCACUGCAUCCGCUACAUCCAAUCCUGCACACACUGAUCUUUCUACUUCUGCAGCUACAUCUGAUGCGAGGAACACUACCUUCACUCCUCUCGCUGGUUCCGCUCAAGUGACUGUCACUUCUGCAGUUGUCACUGUGCGUGAUGUUGAUAAUAAGAAGCUGAGACGAGUUGCUCCCACUGUCAAAGCUUGUUCUCACAAGAAGCCAGAGGAGCUUCCAGCACCUUUGAAUACCACUGAGAACAAGACCACAACUUCCAAAGAAACUCCAGGACUUUUCCAUCCCAGCACCCUUUCAGCCAACCUGGAUGAGACCUACAACUACUUGUCUCAUCACAUCAACUCUUACUUUGGCAGCAGAGCAAAGACUCAGAGCCAGAAAGGUGAUGAUGUUGACAACAACCGACCUCUGUCUCAGCCUCAGCAACCCUCCAACCUCGUGCCUGUGUCUGAUAAAGCUGACCCCACCGCUCCAGUCACCCCACCCUCCUCCAAAAAGAGCUUAGGACAGUACCUGUCCUAUUCAGCUCCCACUGUGCAGGCGUUUGUGGGGAACUACAUUGCUCCUCUUGUUCCUAAAUUCAGACCAGUAGAGUCUAAAAGCACAGCAACAGAGGAGAAGAAACCUGAGGGUGUGAUGGUAAAGCAGAUUGAAGGCCCAAUAAGUAAAGAGCAGACUGCUGCAGAGGAGAAAGCCAGGAAGCUUCUGCUCCAACGGGAGAAGAUCAUAGCCAGGGUGAGUGUGGACAACCGAACCCGGGCUCUGGUCCAGGCUCUCCAUAGAGCAUCAGACGUUAGAGUCUACAUCAGCAGGGUGGAGGACUUAAGUUACCACCUGCUGGAGUUUCCGGAGACCCGCGGUGUAGCAGUCAAGGAGAAGGUCAUCCCUUGUCUGCUGCGUUUGGAGCAGGCCAACGACCCGGGCUUAAGGGCUGCAGUCAGAGAAGCUCUCGCCUUAGUUGGCCAUCAUAAACCCGUUAAAGGCCGGGGGAUACGAAUCUUGUCCAUAGACGGAGGAGGCUUAAGGGGAGUUCUUGCCCUUCAGACCUUACAGAAGCUGGAAACCCUGACUGGCAAACCCAUCUAUAAACUGUUUGACUAUAUUUGUGGAGUCAGCACAGGAGCUGUCAUAGGGUUCAUGCUGGGCGUGAUCCAAAUCCCUGUUAAAGAGUGCGGUGAUCUGUACUGGAAGCUGGGUUCAGAUGUUUUCAAGCAGAAUGUGAUUUUAGGCACCGUGAAGAUGGGCUGGAGCCAUGCUUUCUAUGACAGCGAAGCCUGGGAGAACAUCCUCAAAGAGAAAGUGGGCUCCCACCUCUUAGUGGAGACUUCCAGGAAUCCUGAAUGCCCCAAGGUGGCAGCUGUGAGCACCAUUGUGAACCAGGGCCUUCCUCUGAAAGCUCAUGUCUUCAGGAACUACAACCUGCUGCCCGGGGUGCGCUCCCACUACCUGGGGGGCUGCCAGCACCAGCUGUGGCAGGCCAUCCGUGCCACAUCGGCAGCUCCCGGGUAUUUCCAGGAGUUCGCGCUGGGAAAUGAUCUCCACCAGGAUGGAGGUCUUCUGAUUAACAACCCAACAGCGCUCGCAAUCCACGAGUGUAAGUGUUUGUGGCCCGACACACCCCUGGAGUGUGUGGUUUCGCUCGGCACAGGACGCAUCGAAACGGCCGGCAAGACCAGUGCCACAUAUACGAGCCUCAAAACUAAACUUACCAACGUCAUCAGUAGUGCCACAGAUACUGAGGACGUUCACGCUAUGCUGGACACCUUCCUCCCUCCUGACACCUACUUCCGUUUCAACCCCUUCGUGAGCGAAGAAGUCUCCAUGGACGAAAGCCGGCUUGAGAAGCUCAACCUGCUGCAGGCUGAGGGCAUCCGUUACCUGGAGAGGAAUGAGGAAAAGCUGAAGAAGGUUGCUUGCAUCCUCACUCGAGAGAAAAGCUCCAUCCAGAGGGUGACCGAGUGGGCCAGGCUCAGGGUUGACAUGUACAACGGUCUGUCCUCAAAGCUGUAGAAACAAAGAGAAGUGACUAUUCCCAACCCAAAUGCUCUCCUUGAUCUACAUUUACAUUAUGUCAUGUUACUGUGGUUGCUGUAGUGUAGUUAAUGUCUGUUUUUGAUCAUUAGCUGUUAAAAAUAAAACACUGUGUGAGAUGCAUCUAAAAUGCCUUCUCCACUCACCAACCUGGUAAUGUACCAACAGCUUUGGCACUUCCCACAAAAGCAAUUUUCACUGCCAGCUACUUUGGCAGAGAACAUUAAUCUUGUUACAGCUUGUGCAUUUUUAAAUUAUAAAUUGUAAAUUUGAGGAGCUCCCUGAACAGUAAUUUAAGCAACACUUAACACCGUCUUAAUGCUAAAUGAUGCUAACGUACUGAUGUUCCUUGUUGUAUAUUUGGAGAAAGACAGAUAAGCUAUGUUAAUGUCACUCUAAUCUUACCAUUGAUAUAGCAGCCAUAAAAAUAAAAAUAUUUAUAGCACCAUUUUAUUCUAACGAUUAUAGGAUUUCACAAAUGAGCACCUUUUAUUUAUUAGUUUUUCUUUAAAAUAAGAAAAUUAAGAUCAGAGAUUUGUGGCCGACUUUCCAUGUCCAGUUUUUUAAAGCUCUGACCUGCCAAUGCUGAUUUUUAGCUCAGUACGAUUUAUCUUUCGAUUUCCAAAUGUAGCAUGAUCAAUGAGAGACACAGACUGGAAGCUCAAAAGGAUAAUAGGGAGCUACUUGGCUGUAAUAUCUUCAGCCAUUUUAGAAGUCAUCUGCUGGUCAUUCUUUCAGCAAUUUAACAAAAAAAAAACCAAAAAACAAACUCAAGUAUGAAUUGACUUUCUGUGGCAGACUGCGUCUUUUCGACCAAAGCUGCAAAAGUAAAAAAUGACAAAGAAGCGGAAUGAUCAGCAUCCACCAAUGUCAAGCUAGCUGCUGUGAAAUCCUCCUUAGGAACUUUCCGUUCCUUUUAAAAUAUCUUUUACCAACUUCUGUGCUUCCUCUGACUUCAUUUUUACAGUAAACACUUAACUCAUACUAUAAUCAGCUAAAUUUAGGUCUCCGUCACUAUGUAACUACUUCAACACUGAAAAGCGUUUUUGUUAGCGCAAACUAGCAUGUGAUGCAUUCUCGCUGCUCAGAAAAAGAUUGGAAUUUUGAGUUUCUGAGCGGCCCAUGGCGGAUCAAGAUGAAAACAGACCAUUUCUGGUGACUAGUUCUUGGUGCAGCUAUAUUUCAAAUGUUUCUUUAUGACAGUAAAAACAAAAACCUGUGUUUGCAAAAACUCAGAAUAGUCGUUGCAUUAUGUUUUACUGUACAUUUAAGAGAGAUCUAAUUGUAACUGAACCUGUGGUACAUUUUUGUAAAUGAUCUAGUCAGGGUCGAGUCCAGCACCUAAAUGGCAUGUGACAUAUCGCAGCUGAAAUGACUAAAAUUUGCACGUUUGAACAAAGCAGCUAUUGGUGAACUAUGUGUGUCACACAAUUAGUAGAUGAAAGCCACUUCAGGCAUAGCAAGUAUUACAGAUACGAUUCUAAUAUAAAUAGGAUGCUAUAAAGAUGUUAAUCACACAUAUAUUAUUUAACAGAGAUCCAAAUGAGGUCUAACCAUCAUAAUAAUGUGUUGUUUAACUUUGGAAUAUUUAAAUUUCACUUGUUUCAAACACUUUUAAAUUGCAUGCGUGUUUGCUGCUGCUUACAUGUUGUGCUGUCUUCAGCUUGCCCUCUUUGAUGCCUCUCUCACUCUGUCUGUGUAAUGUUCUCUGAAACGAUCCAGGUUGUAUCCGAACGGUUGUAUUAAAGCAGAUGUUUUUUUUGUUCUGUUGUGAUUGAUUGGCCACAGUGGAAAAGUGGGUCUCUAUUUGCUGCUGUAUAAACAGCAGUUGUACAUUUCCAGACCCUAGCAGGUCAAGCACUGUGUGAGAGACAGCUCCUCCCGGAGGAACCUGACGUGAGACGGCUACAGAUAUCAUCCUGAUUAUUUUAAUUCUACCGUCCAUCUCCUGUUGGUCCAGUGUAAAUACUGUUUGAGAAUGUAAUUAAAACCUAUCACUGAACCAUAA